AUGACACUAUUUGAGGCUCUAUAUGGAUGGAAGUGUAGGACUCCUUUGUGUUGGUAUAAGACUGAAGAAAUGAUUCUGUGUGCACCAGACAUGGUCCAGAGACAAAAUGGGCAAAUCAAAAUGAUUAGAGAGAAGACGAAGGUUGCACAAGAUCGGCAGAAGAGCUAUUAUGAUAAGAGGAGAAAACCUUUAGAGUUCCAGGUGGAUGACCAUGUGUUUUUGAAGGUCUCACUGGGGACCGGAGUUGGGAGAGCACUAAAAUCUAGAAAGUUGUCUCCUAUGUUCAUUGGACCGUUCAAAGUGCUGAGUAGAAUCGGUGCUGCAGCGUAUCGAAUAGCAUUACCUAUGAAUCUCUCAAAUCUACAUCUGGUGUUCCAUGUCUCUCAAAUCAGGAAGUAUGUGUUGGAUCCCUCCAACGUGAUUGAUCUUGACCCAGUUCAGGUAAGGGAGGACUUAUCCUACGAUGUGUAUCUGGUGAAGAUUGCAAAUCAUCGUGUUAAGCAUUUGAGGGGCAAGGAGAUCUCAUGGGUGACGGUGAUAUGGAGCUCGAGUGAUAAGGGAGAUGCCAUAUAA
Abrus precatorius (Indian licorice) is the source of this 573-nucleotide messenger RNA. RefSeq lists its product as uncharacterized. NCBI's taxonomy places the organism in Eukaryota, Viridiplantae, Streptophyta, Magnoliopsida, Fabales, Fabaceae. Bases 1 to 573 code for a protein of 190 amino acids. The record is from RefSeq and is a predicted model, not a curated record. The transcript has a single exon.